This is a messenger RNA of Stomoxys calcitrans (stable fly), 2694 nucleotides long. RefSeq names its product xyloside xylosyltransferase 1. Lineage: Eukaryota; Metazoa; Arthropoda; Insecta; Diptera; Muscidae. The record is from RefSeq and is a predicted model, not a curated record. The coding region runs from base 109 to 1659 and encodes 516 amino acids. The transcript has a single exon. Gene Ontology annotation, molecular function: UDP-xylosyltransferase activity.
AGAUCCCUAUUUAGGCCAACAAUUAGUGUUGGGGAGUUGGGGGUCGGUCGGGUCUCGUUUUUGAGGGAGUAGAAAAAGUUUUUUUUCAUUUCGCAUCCUGGAAAGAACAUGGCCGCGAUGUCUCCGGGGGAUAAACUAUUAAGUGGUGCUACCCGCAAACUGGGUUUGGGCCAUUUGAAAAUGGCCAAAUUCAUGUUUCUAAUCAUAUCAGCUAUUGUUUGUGUUAUAAUCUUCUAUGCCAAUACACAGUCUUCGGUAAUUGGCAGAAGGUCUCUGUUUGCCUUAUUCCUGACCACCAAAGACCACAGAGAUGAGGAACACACAGCAGCGGCGGCAGCAGCAGCAUAUAAUAAUGAGAAUAUAGGAGCUGCCCUAGAUGCGGAUCUAAUGAUGAAUGUGCCUCCCCAGGUGGUGGAGGAGGGGGAGGCGGAGGAUGAUGAGGACACAACACUGUCCCUAAAUGGGGGCCGCCGAAGGCGCAAGGGACAAGGUGCUUUUGCAACAACAACGCGUCGACCUCGAAAAUCGCUAAUUAUGAAAUCGGUGCUACUGAAACCUCCCACAAUGCGCAAUUCUACAGUGCAGAUUUAUAAUUUGGCCUCCAAUGGACCAGCUGGUAGUGGUGGAGGGGCUGGCUCUGGCCUAGCCACCAACUCCGAUUACAACAUCUUUGUCAUCUAUACCAAGGAGAACUAUCAGCUGCAUGUGAAAUUCGAGCUAUUCGCCCGCUCUAUGCUGAAGUAUGCCAACUCGGGAGUGCUGCUGCACCUGCAUGUGCUGACCGACGAGACCAGUGGCCAUUCGGUGGAACAAAUCCUGCAGGCCGAGAUUACGCGUUACAGACGUUCCCUUAUCUACAGCCUAUACAGCAUGCAUUUAUGUGCCGAGCAGGUGAUGGACAUCGUUAAUACUAUGACGCCUUACUUUAGCUCUACACCCAAAUCCUAUUACAGUGAUGCUCUUUUCUUCCUAUCGUUAGGUUUACAUCGCAUAGCCGAUGAAAAUAUGGAACGUGCAAUAUUACUUGAUUGUGACAUAGUCUUCCGUACCGAUGUGCGUCUCUUAUUUAAUGAGUUCGAGAGAUUUGCGCCCGAUCACUUGUAUGGCUUGGCGCCCGAAUUGACACCCGUAUAUCGCCACAUAUUGUAUCGAUAUCGUGCCACCUAUCCCAAUACGGACUUUGGAAGUCCCUUCUACUUGCCACAGCCACCGAUCAUUUCGCAGGCAGCUAAUGAACUGCAUAAUAGCAUGGUUUCCGAGGAAUCACCUCUGAUGCUCCACAAUAGCCCACACAAAUUACGCAAGCUUGAGAGGCAUGGCUCCAAGCAUGGCUAUCCGGGCUUGAAUUCUGGUGUAGUAUUACUUCAUUUGCAACGUAUACGUAAAUCGCAUUUAUAUCAUCAUCAAUUGCAAGAUGCGGAGGUGCGCAAGCUCUCCUCCAAAUAUAUGUUCAAGGGUCAUUUGGGCGAUCAGGAUUUCUUUACCCUGCUGGGCUAUGAAUUUCCCAAUUUAAUAUAUCGUUUGGAUUGUGUCUGGAAUCGUCAGUUGUGUACUUGGUGGAAGGAUCAUGGCUACAGUGAUGUCUUUGACAAAUACUUUACCUGUAAGGGACGUAUUAAAAUGUACCAUGGCAAUUGUAAUGCCCGGGUCCCGGAAUAAGUAAUAGAAGGAGGCAUGGCAAGUGAAGUGUGAGUUUCUAUUCAACUUUUUUUUUAAUGACGCCUUACAUUUCCUUACUCCCACACUGUGGGGGUGGAGGGACUUUUUCAAACGGCCAUGUAGAAAAUCAGGCAGUAAAGAAAAUCGUUCAUAUCACCACAUAAUAUGGACUAUUCCUGGGACCUUUCUUUGUUACUUAGCAUAACAACAUUCCAAAAGUCGAUUGCAAGAGCCACCAACCACACUCAUCCAACACUUUCGCAAUUAUAGCUCGUAUCAAACGUGUUCAUUUCAAAGACCACAACAAGGAAUAAUGACAAGAACAAAAACAAAAACAUCCAAUGAUCUAAAGACAAUGAAAUCGAAUCAAUAAUUAAAAAUAGCCUUUAGCCCGUAGUUAGUUAGGUGUUAAAAUAUACUUACCAUACUCUUGACUCACUUCGCUCCACUCACCACAAACGACUUGCAGACGAUGAAAGACAUGAGAAAAAACACCCCUCAUCCACCAUACAACCUCGUUUCCUCAUUUUCUCAAAGAAAAACAAAAACUAAAAUCAAAUUUUGAACUUUCGAAUAUCGUUAAAAUACCGUUAAUGUAUUUUUAGUGUUUAGUAUCAUUACUCACCCAUUCAUUCUCUCACCAAUUCCACUAUUAUUUUGUGAUAUCGCUCAUUAUCUAUACCUAUUCGACAAAACAAACAGAAAAAAAAAUAAAAAAAAACAGAAAUUUUAAAUUUUCAUAAUCACCAUAAAAAAUAUACACAUAUUACAAAAAUACAUAUAAAACGCAAUUUGAAAAUUUUCUUCUAAAACGUACAUACGUGCAUAAAUUCAUACAUACAUACAUAUUUAUCUACAUACUACAAUACAGUACAUACUAUAUGACAUAUAACAAAAACAACCAACAACCACUUACACGAAAUUUAAGUAGUUUAUAUUAUCUCGAUAUAAAAGAAAAACACGGUGCAUAAUUAUUAUGUACAUUAAAAACUUAAUUUAAACGAAUAAAAAUAAAAACCAAAAAUAUUUAAAAAU